UUAAGAAUAGCGUCAUACCUAAGCGAAAAACCCUUCCCCUUAUUUCCUCUUUUAAAAACCCCCAAUCUCGCCGCUUCUCUUCAUAAACAUCAUCAUCAUCAAUCUCCACGCACACACAAAUACAUCGCCCAAUUCUCUCGAUCCCGACAACAUGGCUCUACCUAACCAGCAAACCGUCGAUUACCCUAGCUUCAAGCUCGUUAUCGUUGGUGACGGAGGCACAGGAAAAACAACUUUUGUCAAGAGACAUCUUACCGGAGAGUUUGAGAAGAAGUAUGAACCUACAAUUGGUGUGGAGGUUCACCCUCUAGAUUUCUUCACAAACUGCGGCAAGAUCCGUUUCUACUGCUGGGACACCGCCGGUCAAGAGAAGUUCGGUGGCCUUAGAGAUGGUUACUACAUCCACGGUCAAUGCGCGGUGAUCAUGUUCGACGUGACGGCGCGUCUCACGUACAAGAACGUCCCCACGUGGCACCGCGACCUCUGCCGUGUGUGCGAGAACAUCCCCAUCGUUCUGUGCGGGAACAAGGUGGACGUGAAGAACAGGCAGGUGAAGGCGAAGCAGGUGACGUUUCACAGGAAGAAGAAUCUUCAGUACUACGAGAUAUCCGCCAAGAGCAACUACAACUUCGAGAAGCCCUUCUUGUACUUAGCUAGGAAGCUCGCCGGAGACCAGAACCUUCACUUUGUCGAGUCCCCGGCUCUCGCUCCCCCCGAGGUUCACAUCGACUUUGCUGAGCAGCAGAAGAACGAGGCUGAUCUCAUCGCCGCCGCGGCUCAGCCUCUUCCUGAUGAUGAUGAUGACGCUUUUGAGUAAAAAAAAGAAGCUUGCUUCCACUAUGUCUGAGAAGCUGUUUGCUUUUGUCUCUGAUUCCUCUCUUUUGUUUUUUGGUUUCUUCUCUGUGUUGCAUUGAUGUUAACAUAUAAAAUGAGAACUAAAUUGGGAUUGUUUCGUUUGGGAAUAGAGCAACUUGUUUUUUAA
Molecule: messenger RNA, 982 nt
Organism: Raphanus sativus (radish)
Lineage: Eukaryota; Viridiplantae; Streptophyta; Magnoliopsida; Brassicales; Brassicaceae
Product: GTP-binding nuclear protein Ran-2
Exons: 4
Coding region: 152-817 (221 amino acids)
Biological process (GO): protein import into nucleus; ribosomal subunit export from nucleus
Cellular component (GO): cytoplasm; nucleus
Molecular function (GO): GTP binding; GTPase activity
Source: RefSeq, a predicted model, not a curated record